AUGGUCCGACGGCUCAUGCGGAGCCAACGCGUGUGGUGGUGGAUGGGGUCUCUGGCGCUCGGCACUGUAGCGCUCGUGGCGUUCGCACCGGAGCUGAAGAUGGGCGUGAGCCGCCACACGGCCGACGUGGCGUCGCGGUCGCUGCAGGACGAGACGCUGCGCGACAACACGCGCGAGUUGGCGUCGCUGAUUGUGCAGACGGUGCUGAACGACCCGAACGUGUUGGCGCAGGCGUCGCAGUUUUUGCAACGCCUGGCAGCAAUGGAGUCGACGCGCACUGCAGUGCAGACGCUGGUCGUUCGUACAUUGGCUGAUCCCAUGACGCGGGUCCAGGUGGCCGAAGUGAGCAAGUGGACUGUUGCUGCUGUAUUGGAGGACCCAAAUACGCUGCGGCAAGUUGUCGCGCUGUUCCGCUCGACUGUAGCGGAUGCACAAGCGAAAGAAUCGUUGCUACUGCUGAUGCAGCAGCUGAUGCAGGACGAGCAGACGCGCGCGAAUGUAGCGCGACUGUUGGCCCAUACGCUGUUGCAAGACCCCGUGCAGCAGAAUGUGAGCAAGACGCUUGGGGAUGCAGUGCAUCAAGUGUUGAGUCGCGGGGAUAUUCAGGACCAUGCAAAGGAGUUUGUGAGCAGCGUGGUUCGAGACCAAACGGUGCAAGUGCAAAGUGGCGAGGCCAUGUGGAGUACAUUUAUGUACGCGCUCACGCCCAAUUGGUUGUCGUGGAUAUGGGCGAAUCCAGGUGAGGUGGUGGGCGACGAGGUGCUUGCGACACCGGCAGCAGAAGUCGCGACGGUGAUGAUAGCGGCGACAGCUACUGAAAAAGAGCGAGCGAAGCAAAAGAGGAAGGAAAGGGAAGCGCAGACGAACGACACUCCAGAGCGCACAUUAGAGUUGAAGGAGACGUCUUGA
This is a messenger RNA of Hyaloperonospora brassicae, 909 nucleotides long. NCBI's taxonomy places the organism in Eukaryota, Oomycota, Peronosporomycetes, Peronosporales, Peronosporaceae. The record is from the annotation of a GenBank genome assembly.